AUGGUAAAUUAUAUGAUUGCAGUUGAUGAUAGCUCAAAUACUGAAGAAAGUAUUAAGGAGAUUGUAAACCACUUAUUCAAAAAGGAGGAGGAUACUCUUUAUUUAAUUUCGGUUGCAGAAGACCCAAUUACGUUUCCUUCCUCUGCUAUGUCCGCUGUUAUUGUUGCAGAAACUUUAAAAGCAAUUGAAAGAAAACAUAAAACAAUUUUGGUUAAUAGAGCAAAAUUUGCAAAGAAUUUAGGUGUACAAAAUGUUAAAGCAUUGUUAGGGCAUGGUAAUCAUGUUGGUGAAGCAGUUAUUAAAGCAGCAAACGAGAAAUCUAUUCAUUAUUUGGUUGUUGGAAGAAGAGGAAUGGGACCAAUAAAAAGAAUAUUUAUUGGCUCAACUUCAAGAUAUAUAUUGGAACAUGCUGAAUGUAAUGUAAUUUGUGUUAAAGGAUCAGUUGAAGAAAAUGUACAGUCUCCAACCAUCUCUGAAGAAUCAAAAGCACAUGAAGAAGUAGACAGCUAUAAUGAUUUUGAACAUUUACAUUUACAUGUUUAA
This is a messenger RNA of Dictyostelium purpureum, 543 nucleotides long. RefSeq lists its product as uncharacterized. Bases 1 to 543 code for a protein of 180 amino acids. The record is from RefSeq and is a predicted model, not a curated record. The transcript has 3 exons. NCBI's taxonomy places the organism in Eukaryota, Evosea, Eumycetozoa, Dictyosteliales, Dictyosteliaceae.